Peronospora farinosa is the source of this 633-nucleotide messenger RNA. The record is from the annotation of a GenBank genome assembly. NCBI's taxonomy places the organism in Eukaryota, Oomycota, Peronosporomycetes, Peronosporales, Peronosporaceae.
AUGAUCCGUCUCAAAGCUAAGCAAGCGGAGAAAAAAGCUGAGGAGAAGGAGGCAGCAGAAGCAGCUGCCAAAGUCGGUGAUGUGAUGCCGUCUAUUAAGCCAAAGACAAAGAUCCUCGGUGUUGGUCGUGGUAAACGAAGUGGUGCCAGCAAAGAGAAGAAGCGGACACCAGGUGAAAUUCGGAUCCAAAAAGAUAUUGCCGAAUUGGAUGGUGGCAAAGCGGCGACAGUCACGUUCCCUGAAGUAAAUGACCUUACAGUAUUCGAUGUCAAGAUUGCUGUGGAUACAGGUCUAUGGAAGGGCGCGUCGUACGGGUUCAGCUUUAAGAUUCCGCCCAUGUACCCACAUGAUCCGCCAAAGGUCCGGUGUCUAACCAAAAUUUAUCACCCGAACAUUGACCUUGAUGGCAACGUGUGUCUCAAUAUCCUACGUGAGGAUUGGAAGCCAGUAUUGGACAUCAACUCGGUCAUUUAUGGCUUGAUUUACCUAUUUUACGAGCCGAACCCGGACGACCCACUCAAUAAAGAAGCCGCAGAGCUAUUUCGCAAUGACCCGUCACAAUUUGCCGCGGUGGUGCAUCGAUCUUUGCGUGGGUACAGCGUCAAAGGCAUCGAGUUUGAAAAGCUGAUUUAG